Messenger RNA from Arachis ipaensis, 1586 nucleotides. The record is from RefSeq and is a predicted model, not a curated record. NCBI's taxonomy places the organism in Eukaryota, Viridiplantae, Streptophyta, Magnoliopsida, Fabales, Fabaceae.
UGAGCCUUUCUCAUUUAUUUCUCCACAGGGAAAUUUCUUUGCUAGUUUCUUCUUAGGUUGGAGCAUUACAACAUCAGCAGGGGUUUGUGCAUACCCGUUCGACACACUGCGUCGGAGAAUGAUGCUAACAUCUGGACAACCAAACAAGUAUUAUAACGCAAGGCAUGCAUUUCGUGAGAUUGUUCGUUAAGAGGGUUUUUUAGCUCUAUUCCGAGGUGUUACUACAAAUAUGCUCCUUGGUGUCGCAGGAGCUGGGGUGCUCGCUGGAUAUGAUCAGUUGUGCUUCUCAUCUAGGCACUAGUAUGCAGGUUCUGAGAGAGAAAUACAAUUUGAACCUAGAAAACCUAUCUACCAUUUAGCUUGACUUCAAAGUGCAAUUCAUUUAUAUUCUGGACUGUGAAUAUUAUACAUGGUUUGACAUCUAUUAUUUUCUUAACACAAUUCAUUUACUUUUUUAUAGGAGAUAAAAUGAUAGAAGAUAAAUAUUAGCAUAUUGUUUAUUCUGAUAUACAUACUCAAUUUCUAAACCUUAAUCAUUGUGUAUCGGAUAGUAUUUCAAGAUUUUGACCAAUGAGCUUAUGAAAGAAAAUGAAGAGAAUAAACCAAAACGAGGCUGACAUUGAUCAGGAAGUAAAAACUAAAACUAUUAUGAUUAGGAAGAUAAACAGCAACAAGUGGAAUCGUACUACUGGAGCAAAUAAUUGAAGAACUCAAAGAGCUUAAAAUUAUUGAUUAAUGGUGCUUGGUGGUACAUGUUCAGCUUUCAUCAUCUUGGUACUGCUGAUACUCUGCAACAAGAUCCUUCAUGUUGCUCUCCGCUUCGGUGAACUCCAUCUCAUCCAUUCCUUCUCCAGUGUACCAUUGCAAGAAGGCCUUUCUUCUGAACAUGGCAGCAAACUGCUCGCUCACUCUACUGAACAUCUCUUGUAUGGAAGUUGAAUUGCCAACAAAAGUGUACCAUUACAAGAAAGCCUUUCUUUUGAACAUGGCAGCAAACUGCUCGCUCACUCUUCUGAACAUCUCUUGUAUGGAAGUUGAAUUGCCAACAAAAGUGGGUGAGCAGUUUGCUGCCAUGUUCAGAAGAAAGGCCUUCUUGCACUGGUACACUGGAGAAGGAAUGGAUGAGAUGGAGUUCACCGAAGCGGAGAGCAAAAUGAACAAUCUUGUUGCAGAGUAUCAGCAGUACCAAGAUGCCUCCCCUGAAGAAGACCAAGAUGAUGAAAACUAAACAUGUACCACCAAGAAUCAAUAAUUUUAAGCUCUUUGGGUUCUUCAAUUAUUUGCUCCAGUAGUACGAUUCCACUUGUUGCUGUUUAUCUUCCUAAUCAUAACAGUUUUUACUUCCUGAUCAAUGGCAGCCUCGCUUUGGUUUAUUCUCUUCAUUUUAUUUCAUAAGCUCAUUGGUCAAAAUCUUGAAAUAUUAUCCGAUACACAAUGAUUAAAGUUUAGAAAUUGAGUACGUAUAUAAGAAUAAACAAUAUGCUAAUAUUUAUCUUCUAUCAUUUUAUCUCCUAUAAAAAGUAAAUGAAUUGUGUUAACAAAAUAAUGAAUGUCUCCCAGUCCAGAAUAUAAAUGAAUUGCACUUU